UGGCGACGCUCAACUCUUCCGGUUCAAAACUGUAGCGUUUUUUUACCUCCCCACGAGUUUCGCAUUGUUGUCAUAAUGAGUGUAAAUAUUUAACCCAUGAAACACAAUUGUACACCAUCCAAUGUAGCAAACAAACGUUCGAAUGACCUUAAUAAUUUUGUGCUGUGCAUAAAUCGAGGAAUAUAUGCAGUGUUACACAGACCUGGGGGGUAUCGGUUCAUAACCUCUCAUCUCCAGGCGUUUUCUGUUUUGUGAUUAUUCUCGUUGGGGUGGACGUUAUAAUUAUUUAAUCCCAGUACUUUGGACAAUGGCAAUGAACGAAGAUUUCAAUUUUUCCGAAUUGUGCAGAUUGUGUUCAUUGAAGAGUAAUCAUCAGUUGCAAAUAUUCGAUAAAGAGGGCGAACAGAGACAAUUACUUUUUAAAAUACGCUCCUGCCUACCUUCUGUGUUUCCUGAUUCGCAGAUAACUAAAGAGGACGCACUGCCAAAAAACAUAUGCCAGAAAUGUGUAUACAAAUUGGACAUGUUCUACGAGUUUCGUGUCAGUUGUAUGACAACUGAGUCCGUAUUAAAGAAUUACGCCGAGAGUAUAAAGCAUCUAGCGCAAACAGUCAAUAAUCAGAGUGAGAAGGACAAGAUGUCGAGCAGUGGACAACAGCAGCAGCAGCAGCAGCGGUCUGCGUACGUGGAGGCACAUGCAGUGGCGCAUGCGGCAGUUCAGCAGCACAUGGCACAGCAGGCUGCCCAGGCGAGACUUGCGGGCCCUGGACCACCUUCAGCACCACCACCUAAUCCCACGUUUACUCUGCCAGACGAUGGGCUGGGGUAUGAUGACGGGGUCAGGGUGCUGCGGUCUAUUGGAACAUGGUCUCCCGAUUAUUCAGCAGCUAUGGCUCGACCCGGCGGUGUGAUGCCAGUAUUUCCAGGCACAACCGAGCAACAAUUCCCAAAUAAUCGUCCCCCAACGAUAAAUCAGCCCCUGCGAACAACAAAUAACACAAGCUCACGACCAGGAUCAGUAUCAAAAGCAACAAAUACUGGUGAGCCAACGACAAAGGCCUUCGCUUGUACAGUUUGUGGUAAAGGUCUGGCACGCAAAGACAAACUUGUCAUACACAUGCGUAUACACACUGGGGAAAAGCCCUACUCGUGUGAAGUAUGUGGAAAGGCAUUUGCUCGGAGGGACAAAUUAGUCAUUCACAUGAACAAACUUCGACAUAGACCGGGGGUGACGCCACUCUCGACACCCUCAGCGCCUAGUAAUGAUCAGGCUAAUCAGCAGCAACAGCAGCAGCAGCAACAGUCUCAGCCACCGCAACCAUCUCAACAACCGAGACAAGAGGUUCAUCAUAAGUUGAAGGAGGAACCUGUUAGUUGGACGUGCGAACUCUGCGGUCGGGUGCUGCUCACGAGAGAGGAAUGGGCUCUUCAUGCAAAAUCUCACUUGGUGGAGUCCCCAGGACCCCCUCAGCACGCAGCAGCCUACUUCCCUGGCUCCGUACCUCCACCCCAGCCGUACGCAUCAGAACGACACUUUUGCCUAAUGUGUCGCACCGACUUCACCGACAAAGCUGAAUUCAUGUUCCACGUACGUUCACACUUCGAUGUACCUCAGAGCCAACAGGGACCUCAACACUCGAAACAGGAUCCAGCGACCGCCGAAUUAAUUGCCCGAGGUUUGGUAGAUCCCUCGGGUCUGUGCAGCUAGAAUUUUCCCUACUAUCAUCAUCUGCCAUCGAUUCGUGUCUUACCAUAAUACAAGUAGAAUGUAUUUUCUACUAAGGAUGAUGAAUAUUAAACACGACCAUUCUAUCUCGCAUUGCAACAUGAUGCACCUUGUGAUCGAUCUUAAGACAAUGACUUACGGGUAAAUGGAUACACAGUGCUGGCACAAAGUUCACUCAGGGAAAGUUGAACUGGUAAUUCCACAAUUUUAAAGAAUUUUAUGGUUUAGUUUCUCAUUAAAAUCCAAUGCGAAUGUGACUGUGUCUGUACUGUGUAUCUCUUGUCUCAAAUCGAAAGUUAUUGAAUGAAUAAAUGACUAAUGAACAAAUUUUAGAUACUCUCUUGACAAUAAACAUGACAUUCCUACAGUGUCAAAUCAGUAUCUAAUUAUUGUAUGAAAUGGAAUAGAUAGACUAACGUUCCUAACGAUAAAUAAGCUUCUCUCACUCAUUGAUUUAUGCGAUGUUUGUUCAGUCGUGGACAUCAUGAGAGCGAAUGCAAUUUGCUUGACAUCGCUUACUUCCUUCUGUCUUCGUAAAUUAAGAAAAAUCAAGAGAUUAGGGAUAAGAGGAAACAAAAAACAUUUUAAAAAUUGACAAAAAAAUAUCUAGAUGUAAGGUUCAAGUCUAAUGGAUAAUGUAAGAGCUACUGGUGGCCUCCUGAGUUACGCAGGUUUUGGUUGGACUGGCCAAAUUGAAAGGACUGAAUAUGAUUAGAACUUUUAGUUUCUUAAAUUCAUUUUUAGUUGUGGAAAGGAUUUUUCGUUUCUGUUUUAAGUUUCAUUUGAGCUAAAAAUCUCGUAUUGAGGGGAUCAUCUCGUGUAUAUAAAAUUUCACAUAAUAGUGAUCUCUGUUAGGAUCUAAAAAUGAUAUUUUUGAUAAGAAUUGAGAGUUUUCUUCUCUUUAUUUCGUUUAGCAAGAGUAUAAAAGUGAGAUUUUUGGGAUGAUUUAUUCGAAAUUCAUGGACAUAUGAGAAAGGGAAAAUUGACGUUUGGAUGUGCAAUCAAAUAAAUUUUACGCUGAAUUCUCAAUUCCUUGGAAAGGAAAAAUGAAAAGGGCGAAAUUAUUUAGACGCAUAGUGCCUUCUCUUCUACAAAUACUUAAAAAUCAUACUUUUUUUUUUCUCCCGAUAGAUUUUACGUUACUCAGCGGACGCAGGAGGCACAGCUGGCACAAAAUAUGAGUAAGAUAGUGUCUAAGUUCAAUAUUUGUUUUUUUAUAGUUCUUUUAUAUUGAUUUUUUUAUUUGUUGAAGCUUGUGAUUGAUCCACAGCUAUCACAAAAUACCACUGUUUAUUUCAAAUUAGUGACGAUACUUUUUAUACUGUUAAUAUCAAAUAUUCAGAGUCAGUAUGUUACUGCCAUAAUCAUGAACAAAAAACUAUGAACUUUAAAAAAAAUUCUGUAUACUCAACCUAUACCUUUAUAAAUAAAGAUAAUAGUAAAAUGUA
Molecule: messenger RNA, 3174 nt
Organism: Diachasma alloeum
Lineage: Eukaryota; Metazoa; Arthropoda; Insecta; Hymenoptera; Braconidae
Product: zinc finger protein 13
Exons: 5
Coding region: 308-1708 (466 amino acids)
Cellular component (GO): nucleus
Molecular function (GO): zinc ion binding
Source: RefSeq, a predicted model, not a curated record